AUGCUGCUCGCAUUUAAUGCUAUUAUCUUGGCUCUUGCCUUUGCGGUAGUCGCUAAGCCAAUACAAUUUCGAAAAGCUGUCAACCGGUUAAUAAAGAAGUUGAGAGCCGCCACGAAUGGCUUCGAGAAGGCUGCCUUACUCCCUAAUGAAUUCGACGAAGUCUCGCUGUUCUCAGACUCGGACAAUGUGGAGCUGUUAACAAAAACUGAGCUUGAAGCUCGAUUUGAUGAAAAUUCUUGGCAAGGUCUUGCGUACCAGGAUUUUAAGAACACAAUAUUAGCCAAGGGCGGAAUGAAGACCUUUCCUUGUGUAUACGCGACAAUGGGUUAUCGAGCAGACGACCAUCGCUACGUAUUCCUCGAGUCAGACGAUCCAUCUGAGCCUCGCAACGUUCGCAAAGUAGCCUUAUCUCUAGCCGAGUACCUACGCAUCUCAACCUCCCUGGGACCAAACACAUCUCUCGUUAUCAUUGGUGCCGCCUCUGAGAAACCGCGGACUGUCGAAGAGCACAAUCGCACUUUCUGGGACAUGCUUCGAGGCCUUCGCAUUUGCGAUCCGAAAGCCUGGCCAAAGGAGAUACCGCAAGACACAGAGGACGCUAAAUGGACUUUCUGUUUCAACGGAGAACCAGUCUUCCCCGUCAUGUUGACGCCUGCACACCAGGAACGUUGGAGCAGACACAUGAGUGUGCCAGUCAUCGCCCUUCAGCCGAAGUGGGUUCUGGACAACCUACUCGGAACUCCAGAGAAACGAAAGGCUGCGCAAAGCAAAGUUCGGGGCUUGUUGCACAAGUACGACACCGUCGGCAUCAGUCCAGAUCUGACGGCUUAUGGUGCGGAUGGCAGUAGUGAGGUUCGCCAACUAUGCUUGCAUGAUACGAACGAGUCUGUCCAAUGUCCAUACCGGAACUUUGACAGAUAG
Molecule: messenger RNA, 921 nt
Organism: Fusarium coffeatum
Lineage: Eukaryota; Fungi; Ascomycota; Sordariomycetes; Hypocreales; Nectriaceae
Exons: 2
Coding region: 1-921 (306 amino acids)
Source: RefSeq, a predicted model, not a curated record